Molecule: messenger RNA, 1840 nt
Organism: Meriones unguiculatus (Mongolian gerbil)
Lineage: Eukaryota; Metazoa; Chordata; Mammalia; Rodentia; Muridae
Gene: Dcn
Product: decorin
Exons: 8
Coding region: 287-1378 (363 amino acids)
Molecular function (GO): protein binding
Source: RefSeq, a predicted model, not a curated record
UGGCUACAAUACAAGAGACGUAUCAUUACCAUAUGAUCUAAUGUGGGUGUCAGCUGGAUGCCUCCCUGAGUGAAACCUUAGUUUUUAACUGAGCUAUGGAGUAGGCGCAGGAGGUUUUCAACCCAGUGACAGUCACAGAGCAGCACUUCCCCCUCCUCCUUUCCACACCUGCAAACUCUUUUGCUUGGGCUGAAUAUUUAGUGUAAUUACAUCUCAGCUUUGAGGGCUCCUGUGGCAAAUACCCGGAUUAAAAGGUUUCCAGGUUGUGACAUUACAUGAUACAAUCAUGAAGGCAACUCUCAUUUUACUCCUUCUGGCACAAGUCUCUUGGGCUGGACCAUUUGAACAGAGAGGCUUAUUUGACUUCAUGCUAGAAGAUGAGGCUUCUGGGAUGAGCGAGGAAGAUCAGCGUCUUCCUCUGCCUGAUCUACCGGACAUAAUGCCACUGGUACCCGAGUGUCCCUUCAGCUGCCAGUGUCAUCUUCGAGUGGUGCAGUGUUCUGAUUUGGGUAUGGCAACAGUGCCCAAGAACCUUCCAUCUGACACAACGUUGCUAGACCUGCAGAACAACAAAAUAACUGAGAUCAAAGAUGGGGACUUCAAGAACCUGAAGAACUUGCAUACCUUGAUUCUUGUCAACAACAAGAUCAGCAAGAUCAGCCCCGGGGCGUUCACACCUCUAGUGAAAUUGGAACGGCUUUAUCUGUCUAAGAACCAACUGAAGGAACUGCCCGAAAAAAUGCCCAAAACGCUCCAGGAGCUUCGUGCCCACGAGAAUGAGAUCAGCAAAGUGCGGAAAACCGUGUUCAAUGGACUGAACCAGAUGAUUGUCAUUGAACUGGGCACCAACCCCCUGAAAAGUUCUGGGAUUGAAAAUGGAGCCUUCCAGGGAAUGAAGAGGCUCUCAUACAUCCGCAUUGCAGACACCAACAUAACUGCUAUUCCUCAAGGCCUCCCUACUUCUCUCACUGAAUUGCAUCUGGAUAACAACAAGAUCACCAAAGUUGAUUCAUCCAGCCUGAAAGGAAUGGUUAAUUUGGCUAAGUUGGGUUUGAGUUUCAACAGCAUCUCUUCUGUGGAAAAUGGCUCUCUGGCCAACGCUCCUCAUCUGAGGGAAAUCCACUUGGAAAACAACAAACUCACCAGAGUGCCUAGUGGGCUGGCAGAGCAUAAGUACAUCCAGGUCGUCUACCUUCAUAACAACAACAUCUCCCAUGUUGGGACAAACGACUUCUGCCCACUUGGAUACAACACUAAAAAGACUUCGUACUCUGCAGUCAGUCUUUUCGGCAACCCGGUCAAGUACUGGGAGAUCCCUUCCACCACCUUCCGGUGCGUCUACGUGCGCGGCGCCAUUCAACUUGGAAACUACAAGUAACUCCUAAACAGCCACAGUUUUUAUAAUCUGGAGAAAAAAAAAUUAAAAAAAAAAAACCCAAUCUGUCAAUAUCAUUACUAAAAAGAAAAAAAAAAAAAAAAGCUCCAUUCUGAAAACUAAAACACAUUGUGGAUUCAUUUUCCACAUGACCUAUCAUGCAUUAAGCCAAAUAUGCAAAUGGAAUAAUUGCUUACAAUAAGAAUAUUUUGCCUGCAGUAUUCAGAAUCAUUUUUAAAGAUUUCUGUAGAGGUGAACUGAGCUAUCAAAGUCUGAUGUAACCAUAGGGGUCAACCAUUAGUAAAGCUUUAAAAGAUUUUACAAAAUCUUCUGUAAUUCAUAGAGAUAAAUUAACUCUUUUAACAUAAAGUCAAGUGCCAAACUCUAGCAAUGUAUUAAUCUCCUUUACUAUUGGUAAAGACUCAUUUGAAUAUAUAAAAUAAAAACUUCAAAAUGCAUUCAAAA